This is a messenger RNA of Drosophila willistoni, 2075 nucleotides long. RefSeq names its product mucin-5AC (gene RunxB). The coding region runs from base 30 to 2075 and encodes 681 amino acids. Lineage: Eukaryota; Metazoa; Arthropoda; Insecta; Diptera; Drosophilidae. The record is from RefSeq and is a predicted model, not a curated record. The transcript has 5 exons. Gene Ontology annotation, molecular function: DNA-binding transcription factor activity, RNA polymerase II-specific; RNA polymerase II cis-regulatory region sequence-specific DNA binding; ATP binding. Gene Ontology annotation, biological process: regulation of DNA-templated transcription. Gene Ontology annotation, cellular component: nucleus.
UUCAUUUGCAUAGAUAGAGUGUUGCAAUAAUGCACAUAUCUGCUGAGGUCAGUUCGACCACCUCCAAUCAACAGCAGCAGCAUCAGCAGCAGCAGCAACAGCACAAUCCAUCAGCAACAGCAACAGCAGCAGCAGCGACAACAACAACAACAAGCACAACGCCGAUCACGACGGGCAGCAAUACAAAGCGACGCAAUGCAGAGACAAAUAACAACAACAACAACAAUAAUAAUAAUAACAAUAAUAAUAAUAACUCGAAUGCAAAAACAAAACCCGUGGACACUAGUCCAUAUUUAACACCCGAAAAUCUAAUAGAGCGCACUGUCGAUGUCCUUUUAGCCGAACAUCCCGGCGAGCUAGUGAAAACAGGAUCACCUCAUGUGGUCUGCACGACAUUGCCCACACAUUGGCGCUCGAACAAGACCCUGCCGAUUGCCUUUAAAGUGCUUGCCCUGGGCGAGGUCAUGGACGGGACCAUUGUGACCAUACGAGCGGGCAACGAUGAGAACUUUUGCGGUGAAUUACGCAAUUGCACGGCCGUGAUGAAGAAUCAGGUGGCCAAGUUCAAUGAUUUGCGUUUUGUGGGCCGAAGUGGCAGAGGUAAAAGUUUUACACUCACCAUUGUGAUCUCAACGAAUCCCAUACAAAUAGCCACCUAUACGAAGGCCAUUAAGGUAACUGUCGAUGGGCCACGUGAGCCACGCUCCAAGGUUCGUCAUCAGGGUUUUCAUCCGUUCGCAUUUGGGCCACAGCGCUUUGGACCGGAUCCACUUAUGGCUGGAUUACCCUUUAAGUUGCCAGGUUUUGCACAUCAUUUGGUGGGCAUGCAUAGCCAUUUACAUGCACCCGAUUGGCGUGCCCAUAUGGCAUUAGGUGGCCGCCCCGGCGGCUUUCCCACUGGACACUUUUUUACCCAUCAUCCGGGCACAGCGGCAGCAUCAGCAUUUCCCACAGCCAGCAGUCUAAGAACUUUGACAGAUGUUUCGCAGGAGCAACAACAACAGCAGCAGCAUCAACACUUGGCCACAGUGGGUCCGGCACACAGCACCACCAGUCCGGAGGGUUCACCCACUGCCACGCCAACCACCACCACAACCACGAGCAGCGCUUUUGUUCAACCAAACUCUGGAUCUAGUUUGGGCUUGGGCUUGGGUGUGGGUGUUGUCGGCUUGGGAGCUGGCUCGCCGACAGUUUUAACCAGCUUGAGCAGCCAAGAUGAUAACAAUAAUCAUAAUAUCGAUGAUGCCGGCUUCGAAAGUGAUUCGAUUUCGGUCACUGGGUCGCCAAGAAAGAGUCUCAGCUCGCUGACCCAAGAGGAUGAAGAGGCCGAUGCAGAUGGAGAUGGAACGGAGGCCGAAUCGACAUUACUUGGCCAUCAGACAGAGUUCUCAAGCGGUUCGGGUGGUGCCUUUACAGCGCUAAUACAGCGUAGUAAAAACCACACAGAUCUGUUUGGUGGUUUCUCAGCCAAUGGAUCUGCAAGUGGUGCGGCUGGUGGUGGUGGUGGUGCAGGCAAUCCCUUCCCGUCGAGUACACCGCAUACGCCCACAUUUAAUCCCGCAUUGGCAGCCCAAUUGUUUCUCCAGAGUCCUGCCCUGCUGCCCCAGUCGAGUCAAUGGUUAUAUAGUCAACUCUAUGGAUCCUACACCGAUCAUUUGCCAUGGCUAAGAAGUGCAGCAGCUGCGGCGGCUGCUUCUUCCUCCUCUUCGGCCUCCUCCAGUCAGCAGCAGCCAUUGACAACCACGCUGACCACAGUCCCAGCGGCAUCGACACCCGCUGGUGCUUCUGGUGGCGCCGUUGCUGUUGCCUCCGAUCUCAUUAAACGUUGCGUCACCCUCAUCACACACAAUCCCCCAGAUGUUGAGAACUCGAAUCCGAAUGCAGCUGCCUCGCCACCGGUCAGCUCCACGCGACGAUCUCCCUCACCUGUGGAGACCAUCGAUCUGGAUGAUGUUAGCACCACCUCCCGAUCCGCUUCAGUGUCGGGCUCAAGUGGCGGUGGUCCUGGCAGUGGCGGCGGACCCAUUAGGACGCGCACCCCCAAGCCCACAGCGGAUGUUUGGCGUCCCUACUAG